Closterium sp. Yama58-4 is the source of this 1038-nucleotide messenger RNA. The record is from the annotation of a GenBank genome assembly. Lineage: Eukaryota; Viridiplantae; Streptophyta; Zygnematophyceae; Desmidiales; Closteriaceae.
AUGGCGGCGGGCGGCGGCGACGACGAGAGCAUCGCCGAUGGAUCCUCGUUCGAGAUUAAGAUAAAGACGCUCGAUAACCGCACCUUCGAUGUCGCCGUGCAUCCCGAGAUGCUCGUCUCCACCCUCAAGGACCGCAUUGCACCGCUGCUGGGCGUGCCAGCGGGCAGGCAGCGGCUGGUGUUCCGCGGGAAGGUGCUCAAAGACGACAGCCCCGUCGCGUCGUACGGUAGGCUUGGUUACCCCUCCAGACCGCAUUACACCGCAGUUAAGCGAGCUGCCAUCCAGGCAGCGGCUGGUGUUCCGCGGGAAGACGGCAUGCCGGGGGCAGCGACGUUGCACAUGGGGUCGGUCAACAUUCACACGGACGGCUCCCCAAUGAUGCCGGACCUCAACCAGAUCGUGACUGGUGUUCUGAGCUCCAUUGGUCUCAACCCCUUGGCCGGCAACACCAGCGCCACCAUCAACGUGACCCAGCCGGGCGGCACAGCGGGUAGGGCGACAGGGGGAGGGUCGGCAGGAGCAGCAGCAGGGAGAGGAGGAGCGGGAGGAGGGACGGCAGGAGGAGGGACAGGAGGAACAGGAGGGGGAGCGGAAGGAGGGGCGGGAGGGAGAGGAGGGGAUGGUGCAGGGAGGGCGCAGGGAGGGCCGGAGUUUCAAAUUCAUGUUGACACUGCAGAGAGGGAGCAAGCGCGCCGGCAGGCGCUCGCCCCGCUGCCGCGACUAGCUGCCAACAUUCGCCGCCUCGAAAGCAUCCUGCGCGGCUCCGCCUCGUCCCAGCUGCUGAACCUGGCCUCGCGGCUGGAGGGGGUGGCAUCGGUGCGGGAUGCGGCAGAGUGGGCGGCGGCGAGGGAGGUGGUGGAGGGCGUGGGGCACACGCUGCAGCAGAUGGGCCCUCUGCUGCUCGAGCUGGGCCGCCUGUGCCACGCGGUGCAAAUGGGCGAUACUGUGGGAGAGGCGAGGCUGCAGGCGUCGCAGCCGGUGUUCAUCAACCAGUUCGGCCCCAACCCCGUCGUCAUGCAGGUGGGGCUCAGAUGUUAA